Messenger RNA from Diospyros lotus (date-plum), 1336 nucleotides. RefSeq names its product intracellular ribonuclease LX-like. Gene Ontology annotation, molecular function: RNA binding; ribonuclease T2 activity. The transcript is spliced from 4 exons. The record is from RefSeq and is a predicted model, not a curated record. Gene Ontology annotation, biological process: RNA catabolic process. Gene Ontology annotation, cellular component: extracellular region. Lineage: Eukaryota; Viridiplantae; Streptophyta; Magnoliopsida; Ericales; Ebenaceae. The coding region runs from base 605 to 1336 and encodes 243 amino acids.
UGGCUAAGUAAUUUAUUAUAAUCCUAAUUAAGUCUGAAAUCUGAUCAACUGUACACGCAUGCUAACGUGGAGGCUAAUCCUCUCUUAUUAGAAAAUUUACAUACUGUGUCUCGUGUAUAAAUUAUUGUAAUUAAGGGUCGAAUUAUUUAUUGAACAUGAUAAAUAAUUCUACCACGUGAUAUGGACAUGACAAACAGGAGGGAGUAUCAUUAAUAUGAGGUUCAAAUAGGCAAAAAUAAUUGCUUGAUGGCUGUAGAGGAUGGGAGUGGGUUGUCGAAAACACAUUGUCCUAUUAAGUAAAUAAUAAUUAGCAAGAUACGAUCAGAUGGCUAUCUCCACAGCACAAGCCAAGGCCAUCCCCAUAUGCAUACAUAUAUAUAUAUGUAUGUAUAUAUGUAUGAAUGGGAUGGAUAUACGUACCGUAAAGCAUAUUCCAUCUGAUCAGGCUCUUAUUGCAUCUUGUCAUUUGCCUAUAAAUGCAAGCCAUCACCCACCAAACAUGGCAUCCCAUUAAUUCCAUAGCUGGCUUGCUCUCAACUGCCUAGUUCAUAUAUAUAUAUAGAACACAAGGAAAUAACGGAGAAGUUGACAGAAAGGAAGAAACAUGAAAGGCAGGCAGUCAAGUUUCGUCUUCAUCAAGCUCCUCGUGAUACAAAGUGUGGCGGCUCUAAGCGUCGCCAGGGAUUUUGAUUUCUUCUAUUUCGUUCAACAGUGGCCGGCGUCCUACUGCGACACAAAGAGAAGCUGCUGCUAUCCGACGACCGGAAAGCCGGCGGAGGAUUUCAGCAUUCACGGGCUUUGGCCUAACUAUGACGACGGCACUUACCCUUCUAACUGCGACAGUGACAACCUUUUCGACCAGUCUGAGAUCUCAGAUCUGACGGAGAGACUGCAAAAGGAGUGGCCGACGCUGGCCUGUCCGAGCGGCGAUGGAUACAAGUUCUGGCAGCACGAAUGGGACAAGCACGGCACCUGCUCCGAGAAUGUCCUCAACCAACACAGCUACUUCCAGAAGGCUCUCGACCUCAAGUCCAAGGCCAAUCUUCUUGAAGCGCUCUCCAGAUCAGGUAUUCGACCCAAUGGGAAAUAUUACAGCCUAGAUAGCAUCAAAGAAGCCAUCCAAGGAGCUCUUAGGGUUUCGCCUUACAUCGAGUGCAACGUCGAUCCAUCAGGCAACCACCAGCUCUACCAGGUUUACCUCUGCGUGGACUCUUCCGCCACCGACUUCAUGGAAUGCCCGGUUAUGCCGCACGGACGCCGCUGCGGUUCCAAGAUCGAGUUCCCUUCCUUCUCAGAUUCCGAUUCCAUUGGAGAAGAUUACGUUGAAGAGCUUUGA